Messenger RNA from Exserohilum turcica Et28A, 3898 nucleotides. RefSeq lists its product as uncharacterized. Gene Ontology annotation, biological process: copper ion homeostasis; monoatomic cation transport. Gene Ontology annotation, molecular function: ATP hydrolysis activity; ATP binding; P-type divalent copper transporter activity. The record is from RefSeq and is a predicted model, not a curated record. The transcript has a single exon. The coding region runs from base 196 to 3693 and encodes 1165 amino acids. Gene Ontology annotation, cellular component: membrane. NCBI's taxonomy places the organism in Eukaryota, Fungi, Ascomycota, Dothideomycetes, Pleosporales, Pleosporaceae.
CCGCCCUCCGAGCUCCUCCGCGCGGCCACCUGGCGCGACAAUACGGCUGCAAUUAAACCUUGUGUCAGCCGCCGUCUCUUGCCACCUCGUACUAUCUACGCUCGCCCCCCCCCUGCUCGAAUGCCUGCGUAUUCAAUCCCGACUUCUUACUACAACCUGACUUAGACGACACCACGAACACUCCCACGAGCCGACAUGGCUCCCCCGGCAUCUGCCCCCGCGCACAUGGCGACAAUGACACUCAAGAUUGAUGGAAUGACAUGCGGCGCAUGCACCUCGGCCAUCGAGUCUGGUUUUCAGGGCGUCAAAGGGGUUGGAAAUGUGUCGAUAAGCCUGGUAAUGGAGCGGGCAGUGGUACAACAUGACCCUAAUGUCAUUACGACGGAUGAAAUCAAGGAAAUCAUCGAAGACCGAGGAUUUGACGCAGAGGUGCUGUCGUCGGACUUGCCAAUGUCGCAUAGCGCAGACGACCAUUUUCUGAGCGACUCGGAGGACGAAGAAGAGGACGUGGCUGGAAACAUCGCAACCACCACCAUAUCAGUAGGCGGCAUGACCUGCGGCGCAUGUACUUCUGCAGUCGAAGGCGCAUUCAAGGACGUAGCUGGGCUCAAAUCGUUCAGUAUAUCACUUCUCUCGGAGCGUGCUGUGAUUGAACACGACCCUGCAGUCAUCUCUGCAGAGAAGCUGGCAGAGACAAUAGAAGACGUUGGCUUCGACGCCGAGGUACUGGAUACCGUGGCCACGACCCCCGCACACAAGAAGAGCAAGAGCCGGAAGCAGCAAAAGACCAUGACUACCACUGUUGCCGUUGAGGGCAUGACAUGUGGUGCCUGUACGUCAGCCAUCGAGGCUGGAUUCAAGGAUGUGGAUGGCGUGCACCAAUUCAACGUCAGCUUACUCGCCAAUCGCGCCGUCGUCAUGCAUGACCCUUCGAAGCUCACCCCGGACCAAAUCGUGGAGAUUAUCGAAGACCGAGGCUUCGAUGCCCAGGUGAUUUCGUCUGUGGAUGCCAAUGUACAGCAGUCGGCAUCGAGCAAUGCACCCGUGCAGCUCAAGAUCUAUGGACUCCCCAAUGCCAGCGCUGCCCAGGAACUCGAGGGUCUCCUGAGAAAGCAAUCUGGAAUCAAAUCUGCAACAAUCAACUUCAACACGUCGAGAGCCACCAUUCAGCGAGAGCCGCAGCUUGUCGGUAUCCGCGCCAUUGUCGAGGCGGUCGAAGCGGCAGGCUACAAUGCACUUGUCGCGGACUCUGAAGACAAUGACGCACAGCUCGAGUCCCUCGCCAAGACAAAAGAGAUCCAGGAGUGGAGGCGUGCCGUCAUAUUCUCUGCUUGGUUCGCUGUGCCUGUAUUCCUGACGAGCAUGUUCAUUCCCAUGUUUUUGCCAUUCCUCAACUUUGGCGGCAUUAAGCUGAUUCCAGGACUCUAUCUCGGCGACGUCAUCUGCCUCGUUCUUACCAUCCCGGUCCAAUUUGGUAUCGGAAAGCGAUUCUACGUGUCUGCAUACAAGUCGAUGCGCCACGGCUCACCUACCAUGGACGUGCUCGUGGUGCUCGGUACCUCGUCUGCCUUUUUCUUCAGCAUCUUCUCCAUGCUGAUAUCGCUCCUGAUUCCUCCCCACAGCAAGCCAACAACACUGUUCGACACUAGUACCAUGUUGAUCACCUUUAUCAGUCUGGGUCGUUACCUUGAGAACAGCGCCAAGGGUCAGACUUCCAAGGCGCUGUCUAACCUCAUGUCGCUGGCUCCGUCGAUGACCACCAUCUACGCCGACCCUAUCGCCGCUGCCAAGGCCGCUGAAGACUGGGAUGCCGACGAAGAGAAGCUGGAACGCCCAUCGGUGGAUGGAAAUGCUGCUGAAGAACGGUCCAUUCCUACAGAACUCAUUGAAGUCGGUGACGUGGUUAUCCUUCGUCCUGGCGACAAGCUCCCUGCUGACGGCACGGUGACGCGUGGAGAGUCGUACCUCAACGAGAGCAUGGUCACGGGAGAAGCUAUGCCCAUUCUGAAAAAGAAAGGCUCUCUGGUCAUGGCUGGAACUGUCAAUGGCAACGGCCGUCUGGAAUUUGUCGUCACUCGAGCCGGUCGCGAUACGCAGCUCAGUCAGAUCGUGCGUCUGGUUCAGGAGGCUCAAACCAGCCGUGCUCCCAUCCAAAGACUGGCUGAUAAAGUUGCCGGAUACUUUGUUCCAAUCAUCAUCACUCUCGGUCUCGCCACUUUCGUUGGAUGGAUGGUCCUCAGCCAUGUCCUUCCCUACCCUCCCAAGGUCUUCCUCGACCACGCCAGUGGCGGCAAAUUCAUGGUCUGCGUCAAGCUCUGCAUUGCCGUCAUCGUCUUUGCGUGCCCAUGUGCUCUUGGCCUUGCCACGCCUACGGCUGUCAUGGUUGGUACUGGUGUUGGCGCGGAGCAGGGCAUUCUCGUUAAGGGUGGCGCUGUGCUGGAGACUGCAACCAAAAUCAAGCACAUCGUCUUCGACAAGACUGGUACGCUUACUGUCGGUCAGAUGAGCGUGUCCCAGGCCAAUAUUCAGGGCGAGUGGGCAAGGGCUGACAAGAAGCAUCUCUGGUGGACACUUAUCGGACUGGCUGAGAUGGGCUCUGAACACCCGAUCGCCAAGGCUAUUGUUCUUUCUGCAAAGGAGCAUCUCCGUCUGGGACCUGAAGACAGUCUGGAUGGCUCCGUUGGUGACUUUGAGGCUGUCGUUGGCAAGGGCAUCACGGCAACAGUCGAAGCAGCCCUGUCGCGCGAGCGCACACGGUACAAGGUUUUGAUUGGUAACACUGCCUUCCUUACCUCGGAGGGUGUGAAUGUGCCCGAUUUUGUCGAAGAGCCACUGACGCCAUCCGCCAUGGCCAACCCCCGAGGCGGUCGAUCACAAUCGGCUGGUACUACGACGAUUCACACGGCUAUUGGCAAGACAUACACGGGUACCCUCAGCCUGUCGGACACCAUCAAGCCCUCGGCUCGCGCAUGUGUGCUCGCACUGUCUCGCAUGGGCAUCAAGUCAUCGAUUGUCACUGGCGAUACCUCUGCCUCUGCCCUGGUUGUCGCAGCCGCGGUCGGGAUCGACCCUGCCGAUGUCCAUGCCUCGUCUACGCCCGGCGACAAGAAAGCUAUUGUGGAAGACCUCCAGUCUCGUGGAGUGGUCAUUGCCAUGGUUGGCGACGGCAUCAACGAUUCUCCCGCCCUCGCUGCUGCGGAUAUUGGUAUUGCCCUUUCUACCGGUACAGACGUAGCUAUGGAGGCUGCCUCGAUUGUGCUCAUGACGCACACGGACCUGCUGGCUAUUCCCGCGUCCCUUGUCCUCAGCCGCGCAAUCUUCUUCCGCAUUAAACUCAACCUUGCCUGGGCUUGCAUGUACAAUUUUGUUGGUCUUCCGUUUGCCAUGGGCUUUUUCCUUCCUUGGGGCCUGUCGCUGCACCCCAUGGCGGCUGGCGCGGCAAUGGCAUGCUCGUCUGUUAGUGUGGUUGCCAGCUCUUUGCACCUCAAGUUCUGGAACCGGCCUAGCUGGAUGAAGGUGAGCGUCCUGGACCCCAACGCUCCGAUUGACGAAAAGGACCUGGAGAUGGAGAGGCAAGGUCGCAAGGGUGUGUUUAGCUUCGUGAAGGAGUGGAUCAGUGAUGCAUGGGCGGCUAGGAGGAGAAAGAAGGAAGAGGCUAGCUACAUGCUCCUGAGGGACAUGGGAGAGCAUUGAGGUGGGCGGGCGCAUUUGGGUGGUGUUGGAUAGACGGAGUCGAGACAGCGACUGUUGCUGUGUUUGCUGGAGAAGCAUUCAGGAUACCACUGGUUUUUUAUUAUUUCCUUGUUCGCGCAUUGUUGGUAGAUGUCUUGACUUUUGUACAUAGCCGUCGACUUGUCCUAGUGCAGUAGCAGUCUUUGUAUAUGCAUAUUUCGCAAAC